Molecule: messenger RNA, 1178 nt
Organism: Orbicella faveolata
Lineage: Eukaryota; Metazoa; Cnidaria; Anthozoa; Scleractinia; Merulinidae
Product: contactin-associated protein-like 5
Source: RefSeq, a predicted model, not a curated record
UCAUCAGUACUUCAGCUUGUGUUUUCAGGAAUCUUGUAUUAUAUCCAGAAAAGGUCUUACAGAAAUGAUCAUUCGACCGAGGACUGCUUUUGUGACCUGUCUGCUGCUGUUUAUCCUGAUGGAAAAUGCCAGCCCCAUUCCUGUUAUGGAAAAAGAAAAUUAUGAAGGGAUCUUAAAGAAGCUGGAAGCCAAGGAGAAGAAAUCGGUGGAAUUCGACUUGGAGGACCAGUGCAAACUGCUCCAGUUGAUCAAAAACCUCGAAGCUCGACUGACAGAGAUUGAAGAGGAGAUUGCAGAGUGGAAAAAACCUCAAACAACAGCUCAGCCAACAACAGCUGAAGCAACAACUCUUGCAGCAACAACUCUUGCUCCAACAACAACAACCAUUGCUCCAACGACAACUGUUGCUCCAACAACUGAAGGUCCCUGCACAGCAAUAGGAGUAUCAGCAGAUAUAUACAGCAUACCAGAUAGUCAAAUGACCACGACCUCACAUUACCUCUCAUAUUAUUCAUAUAAUGGCCGACUAAAUGGAUCAUCGGGGUGGUGUGCGGGGAGCAGAGAUAACCCAGAUGAUUACCUCCAAAUCGAUAUGGGAGCCGAGUAUUCAGUCUGUGCUGUGGCAACACAAGGAAAGUCGUCAGGAUCAUAUCUGACAAGCUAUCAACUGUCCUUUUCUACUGAUGGUCAAACCUGGAGCACGUACCAGGAGGAUGGACAGAACAAGGAUUUUGAGGCAAAUGAAGAUUUAAACAGCAUUGUGCAUCAUUCACUGAUUACUUACGAAGAAGCGAGAUAUGUGCGAUUCCACCCUACCAGUUAUUCCACAUGGCCUUGUGUGAGGGUUGAAAUAUAUGUGAUCUCAUAAAAAGGCUGCUUCAAGGGGCAUUUUAAGGAUGCAACAUAUAUCAUUAACGAAAUCGAGGUUUCCUACAUCCUUUUACGUUUGCAUUAAGUUUGAUUAAGUUCUCUUAAGAACAAUAGAAUACAUUUGUUGUAGCAAAAAAGUGAACAGUUUGAUUUCUUGGUCUAGAUUGGGGUGAAACGGAUUUGCAUUAGGCAUCUCCGUGUUUUCAACGUGAAUUUUAUUCUUAUUGCUAAUGGCUGGUUCAAGUGGUUUAUGGAAAAUUCUCAUCAUUGAUAUAUGGUGAUUGUCUUGUUUUGAUGUGGUAAUUAAG